UGGCGCGCAGGUAGGAGCGCGCGGCGCCAUGGCCAACUCGGGCUUGCAGCUGCUGGGCUUCGCGCUGGCCCUGCUGGGCUGGAUCGCCACCCUGGUGGCCACCAUCAUGCCGCAGUGGCAGAUGUCCUCCUACGCCGGGGACAACAUCAUCACGGCCGUGGCCAUCUACCAGGGCCUCUGGAUGACCUGCGCCUGGCAGAGCACCGGCCAGAUCCAGUGCAAGGUCUACGACUCCGUGCUCAACCUCCCCGGCUCCCUCCAAGCCACGCGGGCUCUCAUGGUGGUCUCCAUCGUCCUGGGGGUGGUCGGCAUGGGCAUUGCUACCAUGGGCAUGAAGUGCACCCGCUGCGGGGGGGACAACAAGGUCACGAAGGCUCGGAUCGCCAUGACGGGAGGCAUCGUCUUCCUCGUUGGAGGUUUGGCAUCCCUCGUUGCGUGCUCCUGGUAUGGACACCAGAUUGUGACCGAUUUUUACAGCCCCUUGGUGCCCGUCAAUUCCAAGUAUGAGUUUGGAGCUGCCAUUUUCAUUGGCUGGGCUGGUGCUGCGUUGGUUAUAUUGGGAGGGAGCCUCCUCUCUUGUUCCUGUCCUGGGAAGACAGGCUAUGGCCGCCAGUAUCCCCAGGGCAAACCAAUCUCCAAGCCUCCCAGUAACAGAGAAUAUGUCUAAGCCUGUUUCGAAGCAGAGGCGCACGCCAGUCCUGCGACUCAUCCCUGCCCACACCUGGGAUGCGACAGACCUCCCCCGACCCGCCUUCCCGUCGUGGGAGUUCUGGACCCUGCGAUGACGACGUUGGCCCCAUCAGAGACAUUUUUAAUAGCCUUCGUUUUACACUCAGUUUUUUUCCAGAUGAGUUUUUAAACCUUUUGCAGUUUUCUAGGGAAUACCAAUGUAAUUUUUACCAGUGUAAUUUUUAUUAAGGGAUUGGUUCUGCAUGUACAGAGCCAAUCGCCGCUCAUCAGUGUGUGGGAGAAUCACACAACCUAACUUUUUUCUUGGCUGAAAGGAAGGGGAGCUUAGUUUUCUUGAAGGGGGGGGUGGUCUGUGCUGUCCUCAGGUUUAGGAUGUAUUGCCCCCCCCCAAAAAAAGAGAAUUGAUUCAAGAUUCAAAUAAUUUACUCAGGAGUAAGGGGAACCAUGACAGACUUAAGGCACAGGAUUAUGGAUCAAUAAUCUUUUUUGCAAGGGCUUUAACGUAUGCCAGUCUCGAAGGACAGGUAGAUUAGAGAAUGGGACAUUAUCAAGUGGUGGAAAGCCAUUUAGUACUAGCAAGCUCAACACCGAAGUGUGGUGUUAGGGGCCCCCCUGAGUGUGUUUACAAAGUGAUCCAUUGCAGGGCAUUUAUUUUGGAGGGAAUGGAUACAGACCGAUGGUAGAAUCCUAAAAAAUACAUAUGUUUUCCCCCUGGGGCAUUAAUCUGGGAGGGGGGAGAGCAGAUAGGAAUAGGUAUCAGUGAGGGGAGGAUAGAGCGACAUUCAUUUGGGGGGAAGACAUGUAUGAUUUGAGGGGAGCAGGAGAGAUCAGCCCCAUAAGCAGUUGAAUUUUCUGUGGCAUUAAAUACCGAGUCUGAGCCUCAAUGUUGACAAUUUGCACUGUCAAAAGACCCUUCUGCCGAGGAGCGUGUGCACACGUGCGGUGCCUUGGUUUGCAGAGGUUCUGAUGAAAACCAGCCUGCAAAUGAUAGGCCAUCUAAUUCAAAAUGAGGUUUUCAGGAACAAUCUCUUUGCUUCGUCUCUUAAUGACGGCUCCAAACGCCCAAACCUCUGCACCACCAAAGUGUGCCGAGACCUGUCUGCAUUCAGAAAUAUCCGGCUUCCUGAACUUAAAUAUUUUUUCAUUGUUCGUGGAUGAGGAGGUAGGAAAGGGUUAGCGUUUCACCUUUGCUUUCAUGGCCAAGAAGGGAGGUGCUCCUAGAGCAACAUGUUGCCUUAUUUAAAGCGCUGUGACUCACUAGGGCUGAGUUGUGUGUGUGUUAGUGUUUUUUUAAUUGUCUCUGUGAUGCUGGGACCUGAUUUUUUUUUGUACAUAAUAAAUACUGUUUUUGAGAAAGGUG
This is a messenger RNA of Eublepharis macularius, 2050 nucleotides long. RefSeq names its product claudin 7 (gene CLDN7). Gene Ontology annotation, molecular function: structural molecule activity. The transcript is spliced from 4 exons. The record is from RefSeq and is a predicted model, not a curated record. Bases 29 to 667 code for a protein of 212 amino acids. Gene Ontology annotation, biological process: bicellular tight junction assembly; cell adhesion. Lineage: Eukaryota; Metazoa; Chordata; Lepidosauria; Squamata; Eublepharidae. Gene Ontology annotation, cellular component: plasma membrane; bicellular tight junction.